AAACGUGCACGCCUUGUCUUUGAGUAGAAAGCUACCGGAAGACGUCCAAAUACGCUUUUGGAUACCUUCUAGUGAAGGCAUAAAUCUGUUUGUGAACCCAGACAAGCAGCCGGUGAACUUCAAGUGAUUCAGGUCGAAAGCGAGUUGACCCGAGAGACACAUAGGAUUAGGAUCAUAUUCGUCCUAUCCGUGACUAGAAAAGGGGGUGUAUUCAACGUAUAAACGAACGACUUGAAGAGUUGAACAUAGCCGUCUUGCCAACUACAACACGUCUGGAAACUGUGAGGACUUCUACUAGCCAUGGCUGUGAACAUACCAGGCAUCAUCGCCAUCGUGGUCUUCUACCUGCUCAUCCUCGGGAUUGGGCUGUGGGCGGCCCGAAGGGGAGCCCAGAAGAACCCGGACGGGCCCGAGAGCGAAGAUGUCAUGCUGGCGGGAAGGGACAUCGGUCUGGUGGUGGGCAUGUUUACCAUGACAGCAACUUGGGUGGGAGGAGGCUAUAUAAACGGAACAGCGGAAGUGAUCUUUGACCCUGCGCAGGGAUUUAUCUGGUGUCAGGCGCCUUUUGGGUAUGCCAUCAGUCUCGUCAUAGGAGGACUUUUCUUCGCCAAGAAGAUGCGGGCAGCGGGAUACGUGACGAUGUUGGACCCGUUCCAGCAGCGGUACGGAGACAGAAUGGGCGGGCUGCUCUUCAUCCCCGCUCUGCUGGGGGAAGUCUUCUGGUCCGCCGCCAUAUUGUCCGCUCUGGGAGCGACGCUGAAAGUUGUCUUGGAGCUGGAGAUUAACACGGCAGUCAUCAUCUCAGCAGCCAUUGCCGUCUUCUACACCUUAUUUGGGGGGCUGUACUCAGUGGCUUAUACUGACGUCGUACAGCUUAUUUGCAUAUUUCUAGGUCUGUGGCUCUCUAUCCCCUUCGCCCUGACGAAUCCCCUGGUGACGGAAAUCGGGAACACCACCCUGACACGGCUCCUGUACACACCUGUAAACGCCUCCGUCUACAACAGAACCUUCAACGAGACAGAGACGACGGGCUGGUACGGGACGUGGGACACCACGUACACAGGGGUGUGGAUUGACUUCGCCCUGUUACUGAUGUGUGGAGGAGUUCCGUGGCAGGUGUACUUUCAGCGUGUGUUGUCCUCCAGAUCAGCGGGCCGUGCGCAGUUCCUGUCGUUCACCGCUGCGAUUGGCUGCGUCAUCAUGGCCAUUCCCGCUGUCCUGAUUGGUGCGAUUGGAGCCUCCACAGACUGGCCAGAAACAAGCUACGGCAAGGAUCCUGCCGUUGAGGGAGAAGCCGGUCUGAUUCUUCCUCUGGUCCUGCAGCACCUGACUCCGACGUGGGUGUCGUUCUUCGGACUUGGCGCUGUGUCAGCAGCCGUCAUGUCGUCUGCAGAUUCCUCCAUCCUGUCAGCGAGCUCCAUGUUCUCCAGGAACGUGUAUAAGCUCGUCUUCCGCCAGAAGGCGUCUGAGAAGGAAAUCCUCUGGGUGAUGCGUGCGGCCAUUUUUGUGGUGGGAGCGCUGGCGACUGUCCUGGCACUGACUAUAGACAGUAUCUACGGGCUGUGGUUCCUGUGUUCGGACCUGGUGUUUGUGAUCCUGUUCCCCCAGCUGAUCUGCGUGGUGUACCUGCAGUUCACCAACACGUACGGCUCUCUGUGCGGCUACAUCGUGGGGAUGAUUCUCAGGUUAUGUGGAGGGGAAACGAUCAUUGGUCUUCCGCCAGCCAUCAAAUACCCGUACUUCGAGGAGUCGACGAACACCCAGCUGUUCCCGUUCCGUACCCUGGCCAUGCUGUGCAGCUUCAUCACCAUCCUGCUGGUGUCCUUCAUCACGGAGAGGCUGUUUAAGGGAGAAGUCAUCCCCAUGAAGUUCGACAUCGCGGGAUGCUACAGUCCGGACAGGGCACAGAACGGACCCAAGGCGACGGAAGUGGCGAUGAACGACGCCGGAUAUCCGGAAACCGCAUUUCCGCCAGAUGGGAGAUACACUCCAUAUGAUACCUCCAAGCUGUAAAUAACACAUUGUUCUUGAGAGUCAUGAUGUCUUUUUAAACUAUUUAGAUGUUUGAACUGUAUACAAAUACUUUGACACAAUCAAAACGGUUUGAUUUAUAAGGCUCUGAUGUACGUUACCUGAUUACCUCACGGUAAACAAAUUGUUCAACAUUCCCGAUUAAUAGUACUAAUAAAAGAUAUCCACAGUUGCCAAUCAACUGUUUGAUAGCUACCUAUAUUAUGUGUUCCCUACAAGAGUUGCAGAUGACAUCCUAGACAUAUAUUAUUAGUCUAUUUAAGGUAAAUACGUAGUCGGUUGAUAAAACGAUGUAUCAUAUUGUCUAAAAUGUGUCCAGAAUACAGGGACCAAUAUGUAAAAUCGGAUUUCACUGCUGUUAUUUUUAUUAGUAUACAUUUGAAGCCCGGGGAAAAAAACAUGGCGUAGCACACCGAGUUUGUACUGAACAGUACAAGCUGCAUAUGAGGACAGACAUAUUUUAUCCACUCACACCGAGAGGGUCUCCUACUGUUUUCCAUAAGUGUUGAGGGUUCUUUUACGUCCUCAAGGUACAGGAACCCUUAUUUAACGUCAUAUAAAAGGGACGUCCCUAGCCGCAGUAAAGUAGUGAUUAUUAUUGCAGUGAAGUAGGGACAGUCGUGUAGUGUUUUCCCAAGGGCACAAAGUCAAUCCGGUUGUCAGGAGAUUCGAAACAAGAUCCUCCAGUGUCUAGACCAAAUACCCUACCAUUACACCAGGACGAUGCCACUGGGACCAGUGUUAAUUCUGUCCCACAAAUACAUCAUAUCAGGCAGAUUUUACAGAGAUUGUGUGCCUUGGUACAAUGGAAGCCAGUUAAUUGCACAGCGGAUAACUGCACACUUCUGUUAAUUGCACGAAAUCCCAAAGUCCACUAGUGAUGUGGCCCAGCUGAAUAACUUCGCAUUGUUGCACCAUCCGGAUAAUUUUACAAAAUGUACUGGCAAACGGGGAGUGCAAUUAAACGGCUUCUACUGUAUAUGACAUUACGUCCUCACCAAUCAUACUGGUAACAUUGAUUCUGCUCAUAUCGUGCAGAAAUUUGUUGUCCUUUUUCUCUUUUCUUGUUAGUGAAAGGGUUUGAACUAACUCACCGUUCUGGUAUAAGGUGUAUUUGACACUUACAUGACUCGUUCUAUGGUUUUAGAAUUUUAUUUAUCUUGUAGAAUAUGUAAUCUGUAACAUUUUCCUUAUCAGAAACCAAGUAGUCAAAACAGAUGAAAGAUAGCAAAUGUAUUUUAUUUUGUUACCAGGAAAGUUUGUAUGAUAUAGAUGAAGUUUGGUAGCCUAACGAAUAGGGACAUUAGGAUUAUCAAUUUAUCAACUUUUUUCCCUUGAAAUAUGUAAAAAAAAAUGUUAAGGCUCUAACACUGUAACCAAACUCCAAAAUAGGUUCGAUUAUGAAACUUCAUUGUAUUUGAUAUGGCGUUAUGUAUUCAAUGUUACAUUUCUCUAUAUGUUAUCAAAGCAACUACUUACAGAUGGACAUUUGGUUUUGCUUGCCUAAAGUAAUAUAAACUCUAUAUGUUAUAUAGCAUUACGUACUGAAGGAAUAUAGAGACAAUCAUGUGAACACAUAAUAGGAAAACCCUCACGGCUGCUGUUUUCAAGGAUAAAGGUAACGCUAGUUUACCUUUAUUCGCGGGAUGACCUUUAUCCGUUGUCUUUAAAAACAGCACAUUUAGGAGUAUCAAAUCUGCUGAAUGUGGUUUUUAAAUUUGCAAUAUUUUCAAAAUGCUCCGAUUUUAAACCACUGUCCGCCGACUUUAUAUCCCUAAAUACGCCUUUUUUUAUAAACAAAGGAUAAAGGUCACCCUCGGAUAAAGGUGAACCAGCGUUACAUGUGUAACCGGUCACAUAUGUGACGUAUGUAAAUACACUCAAAUAAGGAAAUACAUCUGAUAAUAUUUAGACCUUAGGACCAGCAGUUUAAUUGAUACGUUAAAUCCAACAUAUCGAUUCGUUAAUAUACUUGUAACGUUACGCAGGUUAAUUCAUUUGUAUCGACUUACUUACGUGCUUGUAAAUAAAAGUUGCAGUAGACCUUA
Messenger RNA from Branchiostoma floridae (Florida lancelet), 4079 nucleotides. Its product is annotated as high-affinity choline transporter 1-like. Gene Ontology annotation, biological process: choline transport; transmembrane transport; acetylcholine biosynthetic process. The transcript has 11 exons. The coding region runs from base 301 to 2013 and encodes 570 amino acids. Gene Ontology annotation, cellular component: plasma membrane. The record is from RefSeq and is a predicted model, not a curated record. Gene Ontology annotation, molecular function: choline:sodium symporter activity. NCBI's taxonomy places the organism in Eukaryota, Metazoa, Chordata, Leptocardii, Amphioxiformes, Branchiostomatidae.